Aspergillus candidus is the source of this 802-nucleotide messenger RNA. Its product is annotated as putative small nuclear ribonucleoprotein (LSM7). The coding region runs from base 289 to 684 and encodes 131 amino acids. Gene Ontology annotation, cellular component: U6 snRNP; Lsm1-7-Pat1 complex; U2-type prespliceosome. The record is from RefSeq and is a predicted model, not a curated record. Gene Ontology annotation, biological process: mRNA splicing, via spliceosome; nuclear-transcribed mRNA catabolic process. The transcript is spliced from 3 exons. Gene Ontology annotation, molecular function: RNA binding. NCBI's taxonomy places the organism in Eukaryota, Fungi, Ascomycota, Eurotiomycetes, Eurotiales, Aspergillaceae.
ACCACCUCACCCUUUCCUCUCCUCCUCUCUCCUCCAGGCUCCCUCCUCUCCUCUUGAUCCAUCUGCAUACCCCUCUCGCUUACCUAACCGGAACAAAUCAUAUCCAUUCCACCCACACCACAUCUUAUCAUCUCCAUCUACCUUAGUAUUGAAGCUAACCCAACCAAGAAACCACUAUUCAUUCAUUCUUUUUAUUUUCAAUUUAACAAUCAAUAACACCAGGGGAAUCAAACCCAACCAAUCAUUCAAAAAGAAAAGAAUAUAUUAAAAGAAAAAGAAAGAAUAAUCAUGUCUGAUCGAGGCUCCUUCCGAGGUCGUGGCCGCGGAGGAGGCUAUGACCGUCGUCCCCGUGGCGGUGCGGGUGGUGGCGGUGCCCACCACCAACAUCAGCAACAGCAGGAGAAGCCCAAGAAGGAGAAUAUCCUCGACCUGACCAAGUAUAUGGACAAGGAGGUGCGCGUCAAGUUCAAUGGUGGGAGAGAGGUCGUCGGCUUGCUCAAAGGCUACGAUCAACUUAUGAACCUGGUCCUUGAUGAUGUGAAGGAAUCUAUGCGAGACGACGAGGGUAAUGAGAACACCCGCUCGCUGGGUCUGAUCGUCGCCCGCGGCACCCUGAUCGUGCUGAUCUCGCCGGCAGAUGGCAGCGAGGAGAUUGCCAAUCCGUUUGUGCAGCCAGAGGAAUAGCCUCGUCUUCCUGAACUGGGAAGAAUGCGUCUCUCCACCCCGUCUUGGGAAGCAGUGUUGGAGGGUACUUAUCAACCUCAAGAUGUAUUCAAGACAAUAAUUAAUGAAUCACGAGUCA